AAGUAGUAUUACUUAUAGUAAAACUGUAAAAUCUGUUAUCGUUAUUUCUUAUCAGGAAAACAUUUAAAGCAUGUACUAAGUUGCAUUGCAAUUCAGUGAAAUAUUUCGAACUGAAUAAUUAUAAAGUGAAGUUAAAUGAUCGAAGAAUUUUAAUUAAACUGGUACAACAAGGAAGUGUCUAGAAACUAUUUGUUAUAACAAUGAAUUGGGCAAAUUUAAAUCGGUACGGUUUUCGAUUGGCUGACAAUCUGUUAAUCAGCCGUACGCAGCAUAUAAAAGAUCGUGUUCUUCAAGGACUAUCAGAAGUCUUCCAAGAUUCAAAUCCUAACGUGCAUUUUUCAACCACGUGUCGUACACUUAAACUCCACAUGCCUGAAAUAAUUUAUAAGAAUGUCUGGGAAACAGAUCCAGAACUUUUUGAAUUAAUGAAAAAGGAAAGAAAGAGGCAAGAGUCUGGUCUUGAAAUGAUUGCUAGUGAAAAUUUUACAUCUCUCAGUGUUUUGCAAUGUUUAAGUUCUUGUCUUCACAAUAAAUAUAGUGAAGGCCUUCCUGGUCAGAGAUAUUAUGGAGGAAAUGAAUACAUUGAUGAAAUUGAAUUGUUGGCACAAAAACGUGCUUUGGAAGCAUUUGAUUUAAAUCCUGAAGAAUGGGGUUGUAAUGUGCAACCAUAUUCAGGAAGCCCAGCUAAUUUUGCUGUCUACACAGGUUUAAUUGAGCCUCAUGGUCGUAUAAUGGGUUUAGAUCUUCCUGAUGGAGGACAUCUUACACAUGGUUUUUUUUCUGCAACUAAAAAGGUUUCUGCAACAUCAAUAUUUUUUGAAUCAAUGCCAUACAAAGUUAGUCUUGAUACUGGUUUGAUUGACUAUGAUAAGUUAGCUCAGCAAGCAAGUUUAUUUAAGCCUAAAAUUAUAAUAGCAGGUGUUUCCUGUUAUAGUAGAUGCUUAAACUACAAGCGAUUCAGGGAAAUAGCAGAUGAGAAUAAUGCUUAUCUAUUUAGUGACAUGGCUCAUGUAUCAGGAUUAGUCGCAGCUAAAUUAAUUCCUAGUCCAUUCGAAUAUAGUGAUGUUGUAUCUACUACAACUCAUAAGACUUUAAGAGGACCUCGUGCUGGUGUUAUAUUUUUUCGUAAAGGAGUCAGAAAAAUUGGAAAAGAUGGUCAACAAAUUAUGUACGAUUUGGAAGAUAAAAUUAAUCAGGCUGUAUUCCCAGGACUACAAGGUGGACCUCACAAUCAUGCAAUUGCAGGCAUAGCUACAACAAUGAAACAAGUUAAAUCACCAGAAUUUCUUCAGUAUCAGAAACAAAUUAUAGCUAAUGCUAAGAGACUAUGUUCAAGACUUCAGGAGCAUGACUAUAAAAUCAGUACAGGUGGAACUGAUGUUCAUAUGUUUCUUGUAGAUUUACGAAAUAAAGGCAUUACAGGAGCUAAAGCAGAAAAGAUUUUGGAGAGUAUCUCCAUAGCUUGCAAUAAAAACACAGUGCCUGGUGAUAAAAGUGCAUUGAAUUGCAGUGGUAUCAGACUUGGUACACCUGCAUUAACCACUCGUGGUUUAGUUGAAAAAGAUAUUGAUAAAGUUGUUGAUUUUAUACACAGAGGGCUAUUACUUGCUAAGGAAGUGUCUAACAUUUCUGGUCCUAAACUUAUUGACUAUAAAAGGGUAUUAAAUACCGAUGUCAACAUAAAGGCAAAGGUUACAGCUUUAAGAGAAGAAGUUGAAACAUUUUCUAGGCAAUUUCCUAUUCCCGGUUUUGAAGAAUAUUGAUGGUAUAAUCUUGUUAUGACAUUAUAAAUAUUUACUUACAUGACUUUUUGUAUUGCAUUCAUUUUUUAUUAAUUUUGUAAAAAAGAAUAAAAUAUGUUUAAAGGAA
Molecule: messenger RNA, 1869 nt
Organism: Bombus terrestris (buff-tailed bumblebee)
Lineage: Eukaryota; Metazoa; Arthropoda; Insecta; Hymenoptera; Apidae
Gene: Shmt
Product: serine hydroxymethyltransferase
Exons: 7
Coding region: 201-1763 (520 amino acids)
Biological process (GO): L-serine catabolic process; protein homotetramerization; tetrahydrofolate interconversion
Cellular component (GO): nucleus; cytosol; cytoplasm
Molecular function (GO): serine binding; cobalt ion binding; mRNA 5'-UTR binding
Source: RefSeq, a predicted model, not a curated record